AUGGUUUUACCAAAACACAAAACAGCAGCAGUGGCUAUUGACUUUGGUACUAGUUGUAGUGGUAGUGCUUAUGCAUUUAUAACCAAUAGUGAUGAAAAUGUAAAUAUCUAUGUACACGACUCUUGGGCUGGAGGAGGCUGUGUCAACUCAAAGACAGUAACUGUAAUCUCGCUCGACCAACACGGGAGACUAUCAAAGUUUGGUUAUGAUGCUCGUGAAGAUCACGGUAAUGCUAUCUUUUCAAACUACAAGAUGGUACUCUUUAACUCGGUGUCUAGAGAAAAGACAAUGGUCAAGGCUGAUAAUUGUGAUCAAACUGCAUCGGUCGAAUGGCUCAUCACAGAGACUCUCAGGUUCUUUGGACAAACAGUUUUGGAGAGAAUCAAUAAUGCUAGAAAGAACAAGAUCCAUCAAAGUGAUGUACUAUGGGUCAUCACAGUACCUGCAAUUUGGGAUGAUGCUGCUAAACAAAUCAUGCGUCAGUGUGCUAUCAAAGCUGGUUUAUGUACUAUUGCUGAUGAUAAAGAAUCAUUGUUACUUGCAUAUGAACCAGAGAGUGGAGCUAUGGAUUGUAUAUUUGAAAGAACACGUCUCUACCAUGUAGAGGUUGGUCAAACGGUUCUUGUUUGUGAUCUUGGUGGAGGUACUGUUGAUUUUACUGUUUACAGACAAUUGGCAGAUGGAAAGAUUGAAAGUAUUGUUAGACCAUUUGGUGGCAAUUACGGGUCUACUUAUAGCAAUGCAAGAUUUAAGGAUUUCUUGUUGGAUUUGUUUGGCUUCCUUCCUCCCAAACAACAAGAAAUCAUCAAUAGUCUCGACUUUAUUACUUUGUUGGAUAGAUUUGAAAUUGUUAAAAGGUCAAUGUGUUCAAGCGAAUCUUGUAGCGAUGACAAGCCAAGAAUCAUUGCAUUUAGUCCAAGAACGAUUGACCAAUCUAUUGAAUGGUUCAUUGGAAGAGUCAAUGACUAUAACCACCGACACCAAGGUGCCGGCCUUGAAUACAAGAGAUCUGGUCAUCUCUAUAUCCCAUUAAACACUUUUAUGGAGUUGUUUCUCAACCCAUUAUUCAAGAGUAUUAUUGACUGCAUCAAGGAUCAAAUGAACACCAACCCUGCCAUUUGCAACCCAACUCAUAUCUUUAUGAUUGGUGGGUUUAGUGAAAACUAUUUCCUUCAACAAUUGAUAAAGAAAGAGUUUGGACGUGGACCCGGUGGUGAAAAUGUCAUAAUACCACUACGACCAUCUUUGUGUGUUGUCAAGGGUGCAUGUAGAUUCGGUCUCCGUCCAUGGGUCGUCACUAAACGUAUUGUCCAAAAAUCAUAUGCUCUCGAGGUUGACGGUCUCAUCACUGCCGACACUCCACACAAUGGAAGACAACAAUGUAUAAUCAAUGGUAAACCAUAUGCCAAGAAUGUGUGUGAUGUGUUUGUCAAGGCUGGUGAAUCUAUUGGUCUGAGUGAAAGUAAAACAAAGACUUUUGUACCAACUAGUGAAAAUCAACAGGUUGUCGAGCUCGCCAUAUUUACAUCACAUCUCGCACAGAUGGACUAUACAACCAAUCCUGCAAUCUCAUUUGCUGGUGAUCUAACUCUAGCUAUUCCACCAGGCGACACACUGGAGGAUAGAAAGGUCGAUGUGACAUUAGAGUUUGGUGCCACUGAAGUAUUUGUUACAGCUCGUCAUGUAAAGACUGGUGUCAAAGUCAACUCUUCCAUUAAAUUUGCAAUGACCAAUGAAGAGAUUGAUAGAAGAAACAAGAUCCGUCUUGAAAAGACUAAACCUCUGUCGGUACAACUCUGCAUUUGCAUGGAUAUCACCGGAUCGAUGCAAUCAUGGAUCAACGAGGCCAAAAACAAGAUGGUUCAACUUGCCAAAGUACUAUCCAAUGCAUACGCUGGUAUACAAUUUGAAGUUUCAUUUGUUGGUUACCGUGACUACACUGAUCCCAUUCGAUUUGAAAACAUUGCAUUUUCAUCAAACAUGGAGGUACUCGAACAAGGUUUGGCAAAGAUCGUUGCAAGUGGAGGUGGAGAUAUUCCAGAAGAUGUAGUUGGUGGAUUCCAACAUGUCCUAUUACAAGAAUGGAAAGAAGGGUAUACCAAAGUGUGUAUACAUGUUGCUGACGCUCCCUGUCACGGUACAAAGUAUCAUGAUUUCGGUGCAGUUUCCGAUUCUUUACCACACGGUGAUACAAAUGUUCCUCCAGAAGAACAAAUCAAAACCAUGAAGAAUAGAGGAAUCGAUUAUUAUUUCAUCAAGAUUAAUCAUCAAACCGAUCGGAUGAUUGAAGAAUUUAGAAAGACCUAUGAUACCGACCAAAAGAAGAUAGUGGUUGCCAAUCUAGGUUCAGAUGUCACUAAAUUAAUUCCAUCUUUGGUAUCAUUUGUUUCAAAUUCAAUUACUCAAUUUGUAUCAAUCGACUUUGGUACUAGUUGUAGUGGCUAUGCAUAUUCAUUUAUAACAGAAAAUAAUGUUGAUAUCUAUGUACACGAUUCGUGGCCUGGGGGUGGAUCGACUAGUUUAAAGACAUUGACCUUGAUAUCAAUCGAUGUGAAUGGAAAGCUUGUAAAGUUUGGUUAUGAUGCUCGUGAAGAUCAUGAUAAUGCUAUCUUUUCAAACUUCAAGAUGGUACUAUUUGACUCAGAGUCGAGAGAAAAGACAAUGGUCAAGGCUGAUAAUUGUGAUCAAACUGCAUCGGUUGAAACACUCAUCACAGAGACUCUAAAGUUCUUUAAACAAACAAGUUUGGAGAGAAUCAACAAUGGCAACACCAACGCAGUUGAACCAAGUCAAGUUCUAUGGGUCAUCACAGUACCUGCCAUUUGGGAUGACGCAGCUAAACAAAUCAUGCGUCGGUGUGCUAUCAGUGCUGGUUUAUGUACUAUUGCUAAUGAUAAAGAAUCAUUAAUACUUGCAUAUGAACCAGAGAGUGGAGCUAUGGAUUGUAUUUUUGAAAAAACAAAUAACUAUAGUGUAGAGGCUGGUCAAAUUGUUCUUGUAUUUGAUAUUGGUGGAGGUACUGCUGAUUUUACUGUUUAUAAACAAUUGGCUGAUGGAAAGAUUGAAGGAAUUGUCAGACCAUUUGGAGGUAAUUUUGGAUCAACUUAUUGUAACAAAAACUUUAAGAAAUUUAUGUUGGAUUUACUUGGUGAUGAGGUGACACAAGAUAUGAUUGAUGGUACUGAUUUCAUGGCAUUGAUGGAUAGGUUUGAAAGUGCCAAGAAGUCCAUGUGUGAUAGUAGCGCCAACGAUGGCAAGCCAAGAUACAUUUCAUUUAAUCCACGUGUAUUUGACAAGAAUAUCGAUUGGCUACUCCAACGAAUUCAAAAAUACAAUGCUGCCACCACUGCCAAUAUCGAAUACAAGAGAUCGGGUCAUCUUGUCAUUCCCAUGGAAUCAUUUAUGACCUUUUUACAACCACUAUUCCACAAAAUAGUAGAUUGCGUCAAGCAACAAAUGCUACAAAACGAUGCCAUCAAGAAACCAAAUUUUAUCUUUAUGAUUGGUGGAUUUAGUGAUAACUAUUUCCUACAAGAAUUGGUAAAGAGAGAGUUUGCAUCGACUGGUGCCAGGAUUAUAGUACCAACCCGACCAUCAUUGUCUGUAGUCAAGGGUGCAUGUAGAUUUGGUCUACGUCCAUCUGUCAUUACCAAACGUACUAUCCAAAGAUCGUAUGCUGUCGAGGUGAUAGAAGAGAUGACACCUGAAAAACAUGUUGGUAGACAACCUUAUCUUGUCAAUGGAAAGUUGUAUGCAAAUAAUUCUGUUGGUAUCGACGAAAUAGUAACUCGAGGAUAUGGACCAGUCAGUGCUGCAGCAACCUCUGUCAACAUUGCAAUAUUCACUUCACUCUUGUCUGACAUCAAAUACACAACCGAACCUGGUAUUUCCUUUGCCGCUGAAAUCAAAAUCCCAGUACCACCAGGCGACAAUCUUGAAGAUAAAUCGGUUAUUGUCACUAUGAAGUUUGGUGCCACCGAAGUAUUUGUAUCUGCCAUUCAAAUUAAAACACUUCAAAAGAUAGAUGCUACCAUAGAAUUUGCAAUGACUAGAGAAGAAGCCGAAAGAAGAAAUAAAGAACGUCUAGGAAAGUAUAUUUUCACUGUUCAUUUUGAUAUUCAAUCAAUUUACUAA
Cavenderia fasciculata is the source of this 4134-nucleotide messenger RNA. RefSeq lists its product as uncharacterized. The transcript is spliced from 8 exons. Lineage: Eukaryota; Evosea; Eumycetozoa; Acytosteliales; Cavenderiaceae. The record is from RefSeq and is a predicted model, not a curated record. The coding region runs from base 1 to 4134 and encodes 1377 amino acids. Gene Ontology annotation, molecular function: ATP-dependent protein folding chaperone; ATP binding.